UACGUCCUCCUUCCAAUGCUUUUUCGCCCCGCCCCGCCCCGCCCCCGGCCCUCCAGCCCGUGCGCGGCCUGCAGCCUGGAAACACUCGCUUCCCGGCAAAACAAAAAUAACCCUGUCCUGUCCUGUGCACACGCUACCCUCACCCCCAGCUCCACCGAGCCACCUCCCGCUCUCCGGCCACGACCUGUCCCCACCCCAGUGCGGGACCCCAUCCCAAGAGCGCAGGAGACCACCCCCCACCCCAGUCUCCGGACUGCGGGCGCACGGGGCAGCCCUGCUGGCGGCCCCGGGACCCCCUGGAGCUUCCAGCCCGGAAACCGGGAUCGGGGCGCCUCGGGCCCGCGUCCCUCCAGGGACUCGUUGCCCGGUCUACUCACUGUGUGUUUGCUUCUGCCGACUUGCGCAUCCAAAGCAGGUCCCGCCUUUAAACCAAAUAUUCUGCUGAUCAUGGCGGACGAUCUGGGCAUCGGGGAUCUCGGUUGCUAUGGGAACGACACACUGAGGACGCCGAAUAUCGACCGGCUUGCGGAGGAAGGCGUGAGGCUCACCCAGCACCUGGCGGCCGCCCCCGUCUGCACCCCCAGCCGGGCCGCCUUCCUCACGGGCAGACACGCGCUCAGAUCAGGCAUGGAUGCCACCCACGGGUACCGCGCCCUGCGGUGGAAUGGGGGCUCAGGCGGACUCCCCCAGAAUGAGACCACCUUUGCCAGGAUCCUGCAGCGGCAAGGCUACGCCACAGGCCUCAUCGGAAAAUGGCACCAGGGCGUCAACUGUGAAUCCCGCACUGACCACUGCCACCACCCCCUGAACCACGGGUUCGACUACUUCUAUGGCAUGCCGUUCACGCUGGUCAGCGAAUGUCACCCAGGCUGGCCCCCGCAAGUGGCCGUGGCCCUGGGGGGGCGGCUUUGGCUCUCCACGCAGAUGAUGGCGCUGGGGGUGCUCACGGUGGCGGCCGGCAAGACCCUCGGGCUCGUCUCCGUUCCCUGGAAAUUAGUCUGGGGUGCGGCCAGCCUGGUCCUGCUGUUCUUCGGCUCCUGGUUCGCCAGCUUGGGGUUCAUCCGCCGCUGGAACUGCAUCCUCAUGAGGAACCACGACGUGGUAGAGCAGCCCAUGGCUUUGGAAAGCACGGCCCGGCUUCUGAGCAGGGAAGCGCUGUCCUUCAUCCAGCGACAUAAGCCUGGUCCAUUCCUGCUCUUUGUUUCCCUGCUCCACGUCCACGUGCCCCUCAUGACCACCAGAGAGUUCCAGGGGAAAAGUCAGCACGGCCUGUAUGGCGACAACGUGGAGGAGAUGGACGGCCUUGUGGGGGACAUUCUUAACGCCAUCGAAGAACAUGGGUUGAAAAACACGACGCUCACGUAUUUCACCUCUGAUCACGGGGGGCACCUGGAGGCAAGAGAUGGGCACGUCCAGCUGGGCGGAUGGAAUGGGAGAUACAGAGGUGGCAAAGGCAUGGGCGGCUGGGAAGGCGGGAUCCGCGUCCCUGGGAUAUUCCGGUGGCCCGGGGUGCUGCCGGCCGGCCACGUGAUCCAGGAGCCCACCAGCCUGAUGGACGUCUUCCCCACCGUGGUCCAGCUGGGCGGCGGCCAGGUGCCCCAGGACAGGGUGAUCGAUGGCCGGAGCCUGGUGCCCUUGCUGCAGGGAGAGACCGAGCACUCGGCCCACGAGUUCCUGUUUCACUACUGCGGGGAGCACCUCCACGCCGCACGCUGGCACGACAAGGACAGUACAAAGGAUGUCACAGUCAUCUGAGAGUGCAGCCACUCCCAAGGCUGAGCGGGUGAGCCCUGAGGGAUCUCAGGACGGAAACAAAGCACACCUGCCAUCUAGCAGCCAGCCGACUGCAGCCACGCCGAACAGGAGCUCUGCGGAAACUCAGGUUGUGAAAACACAGGACACUGGCCCCCUAGCUGCGGUGCAUGGCAAAGGAAUGAUUUCACUGAGCCCAGACUCUGCAUCUUCCCAUAGAAAAGCACUAGAUUCCUUAACUCGAGAGAGCUGGUUUUCUGCAAAUCUUUUGUUCCUACUCCCUGCCUUUGGUUGCAAAACUCCUCUCGCCUGGCUCCCCCGCCCCCCACCUCCUCGGAGAGGUUUCUAGGGCUCCUUGAGAUGCUGCCUCCUGGGCUUCAGUCCUCAUUUUGCCCCAAAGAAAACUUUACUCGCAACGUUUAGGUUGUGCAUUUUUUUUUAGUCAACACUCCUGUCCAGCGUAACUCUGAAACCCACAGACUGCAUCUCAGGGCUUAGCAAGGUAGAGCAUCUCCUGGCUGGGCACAGAAAGCAUUCAGCUCGAGGCAGAGUGACCAGUAAGGAAAGAGCUGCUAGGAUGCUUGUGAGGGUACAAGCGGGCGGCCCAAGAGACCUUACUGGCUACAGGACUAUCACCACGGGAAAAGUGGGACGGGGCGAAGAGCCAUCUCCCUCAUUCUCAGUAGACAUCAAGCUUCCAUCAGCAGCUCCUCCACGUCCAGAUGGAGGAGCCUGUUGUCAGACUCGGGCUGUCGUGCACAGUGGCGAUGAGCAAAAAGGCAGUAACAUGAAAAUAAGGUGAAUCCACUCAGGAUCCACCAGAACGUCACCUCUCCUGAUAUUUUUGUUUUGAGUGCGUGCAGAGAAGCAUAUCUUAAGGACCAUUAGCUGGAGUUCCCAGGGUGGCACAGCAGAAAGGAAUCCUACUAGUAGCCAUGAGGAUGUGGGUUCG
Molecule: messenger RNA, 2704 nt
Organism: Phacochoerus africanus (Common warthog)
Lineage: Eukaryota; Metazoa; Chordata; Mammalia; Artiodactyla; Suidae
Gene: ARSD
Product: arylsulfatase D
Exons: 10
Coding region: 16-1755 (579 amino acids)
Molecular function (GO): arylsulfatase activity
Source: RefSeq, a predicted model, not a curated record